Molecule: messenger RNA, 1672 nt
Organism: Terrapene triunguis (Three-toed box turtle)
Lineage: Eukaryota; Metazoa; Chordata; Testudines; Emydidae
Product: quinone oxidoreductase-like
Exons: 9
Coding region: 42-1031 (329 amino acids)
Cellular component (GO): cytosol
Molecular function (GO): quinone reductase (NADPH) activity; NADPH binding; zinc ion binding
Source: RefSeq, a predicted model, not a curated record
AGCUGCUGCUACCUGAGGAGGUCGGACCGCGGGAGAUCACUAUGGCAACUGGAAGAAAUGUGAUGAGAGCUGUCAGAGUUUCUGAAUUUGGUGGACCUGAAGUGCUUAAGCUCCUGUCAGAUGUCUUAUUGCCGAAUCCGAAAGAAAAUCAGGUCUUAAUCAAAGUCCAUGCAUGUGGUGUAAACCCAGUGGAGACGUAUAUUCGUUCUGGUGCUCAUGCUAGAAAACCAGCUUUACCUUACACUCCUGGCACAGAUGUUGCUGGAGUAAUUGAAGCUGUUGGGGAGCAUGUAACUGUAUUCAAGAAAGGUGACAGGGUUUUUACUAAUGGUACCAUCUCUGGUGGCUAUGCAGAUUAUACAGUUGCUGCAGCUGACACAGUCUUCCCCUUGUCAGAUAAAUUAGACUUCAAGCAAGGUGCUGCCAUUGGAAUCCCAUAUUUCACUGCUUACCGUGCACUCUUCCAAAAAGGGCAUGCCAAACCAGGGGAAACUGUGCUAGUCCAUGGGGCAAGUGGAGGAGUUGGAAUAGCAGCAUGCCAGAUUGCCAGAGCUUAUGGUUUAAAGGUUUUAGGCACAGCUGGAACUGAAGAAGGAAUGAACAUAGUUUUGAGAAAUGGAGCCCACAAAAUGUUUAAUCACAGAGAAGCUGAUUACGUUGAUAAGAUUAAGGAAUUCAGUGAUGUGCGGGGAGUUGAUGUGAUAAUAGAAAUGCUAGCUAAUGUUAAUCUCGCCACUGACUUACAACUACUGUCACCUGGAGGAAGGGUGAUGAUCGUGGGGAGUAGAGGUCCAAUUGAAAUAAACCCCAGGGACACUAUGAUGAAAGAAUCCAGCAUAAUAGGGGUUAGUCUAUUUUGUGCAACUAAGAAGUUGAUGCAUGAAUGUGAAACCGCGCUUCUUGCUGGUAUAGAAGCUGGCUGGCUUAAACCUGUAGUUGGCCCUGAAUAUCCAUUGGAAAAAGUUGCUAAGGCUCAUGAACACCUCAUUAACAGCAGUGGUGCUUUGGGAAAGAUGGUACUCCUUAUAUGAUAAGUCAUGUAAUAAAGUUUCUUUCCACUUAUAUUGUGGCUGUUCUAAUUACACCCUUGCUUAUAUGGUUCAUUUAGUAUGUUUUACAAAACAUAGAGUUGAUCACAGAUAUUCUAUAGUAAUAGCAAGUCUAAAUUAGACAGGGAGGAUGCCUUAAAUGAAAAUGCUUUAUUAUGUAAUGAAAAGCAGAGAGUCAGAUUUAAGCUUCUAAGUACUCUUUCCCCUCCUUCCCCCCCGCCCCAACCCCCCCAUUUGGCUGACCUGGAAAUUGCAUCUUUUUCAUUUCUGCAUUGGUCUUGUCACUGAUAUCUGUUCUGUCCUAUCCAGGUUGGAAUAUUGUACAAUGCUGUACUUAUUGCUUCCCUUGAAUACUACAGGGAAGCUUUAGCUAGUGCAGAAUGUGGCUUUCAGCCUGUCUUUUAAAGUGGAGCGACAUAUAUGUGUAAGUAGGGCUCUGUGUGUUCUGUAGCCACAAAAUAUGUUGCUAUUCACCAUCUGCCACAGAAGUGUGCUUUAGAAUCCAAACUUUGGUUUUAAAAUCAUUAACUUUCUGGCCCUUAUGGUUGCUAAGAGCCUCCCUGAUGUGAAUUGAAUGUAAACAGGUGCAGCGUUGUGUUCCUGAAUCUGCCUCAAACAAUAUC